This is a messenger RNA of Solanum tuberosum (potato), 648 nucleotides long. RefSeq lists its product as uncharacterized. NCBI's taxonomy places the organism in Eukaryota, Viridiplantae, Streptophyta, Magnoliopsida, Solanales, Solanaceae. The record is from RefSeq and is a predicted model, not a curated record. The coding region runs from base 1 to 648 and encodes 215 amino acids. The transcript has 2 exons.
AUGGCGCGUAAUCUUUUGAAGAGAUGUGGUUUACCAAGGGACUUUUGGGCAGAAGCUGUUCGUUGGAGCAUCCAUAUGCUUAAUAGAUGUCCAACAAACUCUAUUCGAAAUAUGACGCCUCAUGAAGCUUGGAGUAGGCAUACACCAAAUGUUGAGUAUUUCCAGAUUUUCAGGUGUAUAGCAUAUGCACACAUUCUAGAUGUUGUGAGGAAGAAGUUGGAUGAUAAAGAAGAAGAGAAAGAACCAGAACCACCAUUGGGGAUUAGUUCACAAGCAAGUCCAACAGUACAAGAUGCUGAAGGAGUUAAAAAUGAAUCAGGUGAUACUCAGUUCAACAAUGAACAUCCUCAACGCAGCGGAGGUGCACCAAGCUGGAUGAAAAAUUAUGAGGUAUAUGGGAUUAGUAAAUCUGGAAAUACAGCCAGUCAUUUUUCAUUAUUUUCAAAUUGUGAUCCUAUAUCAUAUACCGACACCAUCAAAGAUCCAAAGUGGCAGCAAGUCAUGGAUGAGGAGAUGAUAUCAAUUGAAAAAAAUGAUACUUGGGAGUUGACAAAUCUUCCAGAAAAUCAGAAAACCAUCAGUGUCAAAUGGGUUUACAAAACAAAGUUGAAGGAAAAUGGAGAGCUCGACAAGUUCAAGCUCGCUUAG